Drosophila navojoa is the source of this 1857-nucleotide messenger RNA. It is a transcript of the gene Dlic, whose product is annotated as dynein light intermediate chain. The record is from RefSeq and is a predicted model, not a curated record. Gene Ontology annotation, biological process: microtubule cytoskeleton organization; microtubule-based movement. Lineage: Eukaryota; Metazoa; Arthropoda; Insecta; Diptera; Drosophilidae. Gene Ontology annotation, molecular function: dynein heavy chain binding. Gene Ontology annotation, cellular component: centrosome; cytoplasmic dynein complex.
ACUGUUGUCUAGUUUCGUUGUAUUAUUUCAGCGAAAAAUUCAUCAUCUUAAUAUCGGGCGUAUAUUUUUUGUUGUUAUUUUUUAUUCAAUAAAAACUCAAAACAAAGUAACGAACGUCAGAUGCAGCAAUUCAGACGCUAAACAACAAAUUUAGUGCCACGGAUCACAUUUACUAGCGGAGUGCACAAAAAUAACUCGAGUAAAAGCUGCACGGCUGCCCCCACUGACUGAUUGAGCCAAGGAACAGGCAACAACAACAACAGCAAUCGAGAGGCCAAGAGGUCGCCAGGAGCGCUAUGGCAUUGGACAGCGUCACGCAAACGAUGACGGGCAGCAAUGCGCUGACAUCAUCCUUUACGACGAAGAAAAAGGAUGCCGCCGCCGCCGACAAGGAGAACCUCUGGUCAGCGAUAUUGAAUGAAGUACAAACACAAGGCAGCACAAAACUACCAUCAAAUAAAUCUGUACUAGUAUUAGGCGAUAAUGCCACUGGUAAGACGACGCUCAUUGCGAAGCUGCAGGGCGUCGAGGAUCCGAAGAAGGGUUCCGGCCUGGAGUAUGCCUAUAUUGAUGUCAAGGAUGAGUACAGAGACGAUAUGACGCGCCUCAGCGUUUGGGUACUGGAUGGCGAUCCAGGACACACAAAUCUGCUGCAUUAUGCGCUCAACGAAACGAACUAUGCACACACCCUCGUCAUAUUAACAGUCUCGAUGACACAGCCGUGGGGCUGGCUCGAGCAGCUCAAUCAGUGGAUCAAGGUGCUCGCCCAGCACAUUGAGAGCCUGCAAUUAGAUCCCAAAGAGAAGGAGGCGGCACGCCAGCGAUUAGCAACGACGUGGCAGAGCUACUGUGAGGUGGGCGAUGAUCUCGAUCCCGGCUCACCAGUUAAACGCACCAUGCACAACAAUUCGAUCGAUGAGGAUGAUCUGUUGCCGCUGACAGAGGACGCACUAAUUACAAAUCUGGGCCUGGACAUUGUUGUUGUGGUCACAAAGACGGACUACAUGUCAACACUGGAGAAGGAGUACGAGUACCGUGACGAGCAUUUCGAUUUCAUACAGCAGUGGAUACGAAACUUUUGUCUGCGGCACGGCGCUUCGCUCUUUUACACGAGCGUGAAAGAGGACAAAAACUGUGAUCUCCUUUAUAAAUAUCUAACGCAUCGAAUUUAUGGUCUACCAUUCCGUACGCCAGCGCUAGUCGUUGAAAAGGAUGCGGUGCUCAUUCCGGCGGGUUGGGAUAGCCUGAAGAAAAUAAGUAUUCUGUAUGAGAACAUGCAUGCGGUCAAGGCCGAGAAUCAUUACACAGACAUCAUCAAGGCGCCGCCCACACGAAAGGCCGUUUCCAAUCGCGAAACAGAGGUGCAGACCGAGGACGAGCAGGCCUUCCUGGCACGCCAGCAGGAGAUACUCAAGCAAGGCGGACAGGUGCGUGGCGAGUCGCCGUUGCGAUCACAGGGCGCCAAUGCCAGCGCCAACAAAAGUGGACCACGCACACCCGGCAGCGCCGGUCAAAGUUCACCCAAAAAGAUUGAUCCCAAGCUAACGCCUGCCACGCCCGGCGGCGAAGGUGUGCUGGCCAACUUCUUUAAUUCGCUGCUGCAUAAAAAGUCGGGCGGACCAGCCGGUGGGCCGGCGGGCGCAGCCAGUCCUGGCGGCGGCGUGGGCACGCCACGUACCUCCAAUGGCACCGAUUCUCUCUUGACGGGCGAAAAGAUAUCCGUGCGAUCCGAUGCGGCUGCUGAGCUCGAUCGAUUGGCGCGCAGCGUCAAAAAGGAUAUUGAUCUAUCCCAAAGUGAGUGUUGAAGGCGUAGUUACCGUGCAGGCAGCAUCAGUAGAAGCUACAACAGCAGCAACU